AUGCCAGGCUAUCUUACUCAGGAGGAUGUCGAAGCGAAUCCUCAGCUCAAGCUGAUCCAGCACGAUCUCCUCGUCUUGAUUUCUUUCCCAGAUAACACCACCCUGCACUGGCGCCCUUCUUGGUUCCCGCAACCUUUUCCCGGCAAGUUCUGGACCCUUCAAUCGCCGCCUGAUGUGGUCUCUGAGUUCAUUCAUGGGAGCGUCAAGCUAGGAAUAAUGACGCGGCGUCCUAGGAAGGAGUCUGACCCUCACCCACUCCAUAUUAGAAACUGGGAUCAAUGGAAAAAUUAUUGUCUUCUGCAAGAUGUUCCGGGAGACUUCCUGGGCCCACAGCAUAUCGAGCUUCUGAAGUUAGGCUUAGAACAGUCUCUGAGUCCUCUUCAAAACGCAAAGAUCCACCCGCUUUACCCAGAGCCAUAUGCUCGCGGCAGUGGCAGAUACCUCCUUCAUCCAGACUACUUGCGUAAUCUGCCGAAGAAGUUCCAGGUUCUUGGCAAAUCGGAAGUGCUGGUCGUCCACUCUAGCGGAAGCCUACGCGUGGAAUCGAAAGACUACUACUAUGGCUACCAUCGUCAGAUGAUGCGAGUCGACGGCACGGGCGAGCGGGUCGUGGAUGAAAACUAUGAUGCAAGCCAGCAGCUGAGAUUUGAAGGCGCUGGACGGCGUUGGUGUCAUCUACCGUGGACUCCGGAACAGGAGGAGAGCUGCAGA
Molecule: messenger RNA, 711 nt
Organism: Mytilinidion resinicola
Lineage: Eukaryota; Fungi; Ascomycota; Dothideomycetes; Mytilinidiales; Mytilinidiaceae
Exons: 2
Source: RefSeq, a predicted model, not a curated record